GUCGAGUCGAGUUCUUGGGGCCAAUCAGUCAGCGAGGCACUCAGCGGAGCGUGAAUGGCAAUUGCCGAUAUCCACAUAUUCACGAUAUCCACACAUUCAAUUAAUAAAAUCAACAGCAGGGCCGAUAGCUUCAGCUCCUUAUCGCAAUCCCCUGGACGCCAGGACAUGGACAUGUCAUUAGCCAGGCUGCAUGUUCAGUUCCAGCUCGGCUAUGACCGGGAAACGAGCGGAGAGCUGGUCGCGAUUGUUGCUCUUGUGGCUAUAUCGUUGUGCCCGUGGUCUUCUGGUGCUCUCCUCCAGCUUGGACAGGGAUAAGCUGCAGCUGAAGGCGACCAAACAGGGCAGCAGAAAUCGCUUCCUGCACAUCCUGUGGCGCUGCAUUGUGGUUAUGAUAUACGCCGGAUUAUGGCCAAUGUUGACCUCAGCCGUAAUAGGCAAACGAUUGGAGAGCUAUGCUGAUGUCCUUGCUUUGGCCCAGUCCAUGUCGGUGUCCAUUUUGGCAGUCAUAUCGUUUGUGAUCCAGGCAAGGGGCGAGAACCAAUUCCGAGAGGUGUUGAAUAGAUAUUUAGCGCUUUACCAAAGGAUAUGCUUGACUACGCGUCUGCGGCACCUGUUCCCAACGAAAUUUGUGGUUUUCUUUUUGCUAAAGUUGUUCUUCACUUUGUGCGGUUGUUUCCACGAAAUAAUACCUCUUUUUGAAAACUCACACUUCGAUGAUAUCAGUCAAAUGGUGGGCACUGGCUUUGGCAUCUACAUGUGGCUUGGUACGCUCUGUGUCCUCGAUGCCUGCUUCCUGGGAUUUUUGGUAUCCGGAAUACUGUACGAACAUAUGGCCAACAAUAUCAUUGCCAUGCUGAAGCGAAUGGAACCCAUAGAGUCGCAGGACGAAAGAUAUCGUAUGACUAAGUAUCGUAGAAUGCAACUCCUGUGCGAUUUUGCCGAUGAGUUGGACGAGUGUGCCGCUAUCUACAGCGAACUCUACCACGUCACAAACUCAUUCCGUCGAAUUCUACAAUGGCAGAUCCUCUUCUAUAUCUACCUAAACUUUAUAAAUAUUUGCCUAAUGCUAUAUCAAUAUAUUCUGCAUUUUCUGAACGACGACGAAGUGGUCUUUGUGUCCAUUGUGAUGGCUUUUGUUAAGUUGGCUAAUCUAGUAUUGCUCAUGAUGUGUGCGGAUUAUACGGUGAGGCAGUCAGAAGUGCCAAAGAAAUUGCCUUUGGAUAUCGUUUGCAGCGAUAUGGAUGAGCGAUGGGAUAAGAGUGUUGAAACAUUUCUCGGUCAGCUGCAAACCCAACGACUGGAGAUCAAAGUAUUGGGAUUUUUCCAUCUAAAUAAUGAGUUCAUUCUUCUCAUUCUGUCUGCCAUAAUAUCGUACCUGUUUAUCCUUAUUCAGUUCGGCAUUACAGGUGGCUUUGAGGCGUCCGAGGACAUUAAAAAUCGUUUUGAUUAA
Molecule: messenger RNA, 1450 nt
Organism: Drosophila melanogaster (fruit fly)
Lineage: Eukaryota; Metazoa; Arthropoda; Insecta; Diptera; Drosophilidae
Gene: Gr93a
Product: gustatory receptor 93a
Exons: 2
Coding region: 191-1450 (419 amino acids)
Biological process (GO): detection of chemical stimulus involved in sensory perception of taste; sensory perception of taste
Cellular component (GO): membrane; plasma membrane
Source: RefSeq, marked reviewed